Coffea eugenioides is the source of this 2013-nucleotide messenger RNA. RefSeq names its product protein TIC 56, chloroplastic. Lineage: Eukaryota; Viridiplantae; Streptophyta; Magnoliopsida; Gentianales; Rubiaceae. The record is from RefSeq and is a predicted model, not a curated record. Bases 166 to 1692 code for a protein of 508 amino acids. The transcript is spliced from 6 exons.
UGGAUGAUUCAUCCGUUUCAGCCAACAGUUGCUCCUCCAUUGUCAAAGCUCUCUUUCUCAUGGUUUUUGUCAUUCUCAAUUUAUCUUCUCCCUACCCAAAGCCCCCGGCUUCCCGCGAUAUGCAUUUUCACCUCAAAACCCUCUAGGCAAUAGUUGUUCCGUUCAAUGGCCUCACUCAACUUCGACUUUAACCCAUUCAACGGCGACAACUGGUUCAAGAAACCCAUCAAUCUUGUCUCGCUCUUUGAAAACCUGAAUCCCUUUAAACCCCAAGCCAGCACCCCAAAUUUUGCAGCCUUAUCUUUUAAGCCCUCUCCCAAAAAACCCAAAAAUGAAGCCGCAAACCCCGGAAAAUACGAGCAAAUGCUAGACCAGUUCUACUGGGAGUGCGAGAAUUUGCCGGAUUAUAGGCACACCCCUGAGGUUGAGAGGCUCCUAAAUGAAGACCCCGUUUUUGAGAAGCUGGAAAACCCCACGCCCGAAGAGCUUGCGGAGAAUGCCAAGCGGUGGGAAGAGUUUCGGGCCAGCCCGGUGGUCCAGUUCUUGGCCCGCGCUGAGGAAAUUGCUAACAAAAUCAACGAACUUGAGCUUAAAGAGAACUCCACCCCUUACAGAAAGGAAGACAGGAAACUGUGGAAGGCAGUCCCUAAUGUACUUGGAUUGGAUGGGAGGCCAAUGCCUAGGAAAGCAAUCAAGACAAAGAGGGAAUCUGAUGAUAAAUUUUGGGAUUUCGCUAGGCAGUUCUUCUUUGGUCUCUGGCGUUUCCGUCAAAGGCCAUAUCCACCAGGGAGACCGAUUGAUGUUGCUCAAGCUAUCGGAUACAAGAGGCUUGAAAGACGCUAUUAUGACUUUAUCAUGAGAAGUAGUGGUUGGUACUACAAGGAUAGAUUAGGCCGAACAAGAGGGCCUAUGGAGUUGAUCCAGCUUAAGACUGCAUGGGGGGCUGGAAUUAUUGACAAACACACCUUCAUUUGGGGCGAUGACAUGGAUGAAUGGGCACCAAUUGGCAUGGUUUAUGGUCUUGAACGAGCAAUUGCCACUUGGGAAGUUAGAUUUGGUGCUGCUGCAACAGCUGCCCUUCACAAGUUACAAAAAGGCAUGCCCCCUUGGGCACCUCUGAAGGGGCAUGAACAAAAAACGUACAAGCAGCUCCAAGAAGAAGCUUAUGAAAGCAAAAGACGUGAUUUAGCUGUGCUGGAAGCUAAUGAAGGUGUUUGGCCUGGUGUAAGGAUACCUAGUCAUGCCUUGUUUCUAUGGGCUAGUGGCUCUGAGCUGACGUCAGUUUUGGAAGCUGACCACAUGCCCAAUAAGUUUAUCCCCAAGGAUCUCAGGUAUCAAUUAGCAAAAGUAAUUCCUGGGUUGAGACCAUGGGAGGUUCUUAGUGUUGAGCAAGCCAUGGAUCAGAUUACAUAUGGUGGGGAGUGGUACCGUGAACCUCUUGGUUCAUACACAACUGGCCCCCCAUACAUUCAAGAGUGGAACAAGGAUGUCAGGACGCUAUUUGACAUUUUCCACAACCUUAGUGUCCAAGUGUACAACAAGCUGGAGAGGACAAUUCCAGGUUUUAGUACUGUUAUGGAGAGAGUUCAAGCAGAAUCUAUCGAAAGAGAGGAGAAAAGGAGGGAGAAGAGAGAAGCAGAGAAGAGGGCUGAGAAAGAAAAGUCAUUUGGUCGAGUAGAAGGAGAUCUGUAGUCCCUCCGGGCGUUUCCCUCUGCAGUUCCUUGAGGGGAAAAUUUUCUCCUCGUGUUCCCUUUUUUCAACCCCUAGAGUUCUAUGGUAAGUGAGAUGUAGCCGCUCAAACAGUGUGUGAACUACUCGUAUAUUACUGAUUACUCCCAAAAAAACAACAACAAAAGAGUAUAUGAGUGAACUACGCACGAGGAGAGAGUAAUUUGUGUUGUAUAAUAGAACUCCCAGAAUGUAUCAUGAUACAUUUUUUGCAUUUUUCCGGCCUUCUGGGGGGGAUGUAAUCCAGGCGGAUCUUAUGUAGUGGCCAUUUGUGCUUUUGGUAUC